This is a messenger RNA of Didymosphaeria variabile, 1467 nucleotides long. RefSeq lists its product as uncharacterized. Gene Ontology annotation, molecular function: transmembrane transporter activity. The transcript has 4 exons. The coding region runs from base 1 to 1467 and encodes 488 amino acids. Gene Ontology annotation, cellular component: membrane. The record is from RefSeq and is a predicted model, not a curated record. Lineage: Eukaryota; Fungi; Ascomycota; Dothideomycetes; Pleosporales; Didymosphaeriaceae. Gene Ontology annotation, biological process: transmembrane transport.
AUGAUGGAAACAAUAUCCACCGAGGGGAGUCAAGCUCCAAUCUACGGAGAAGGCAACGAUAUUCCAAUUGAUCCUGCCGUCGAGCGUCGCAUCCUUUGGAAGCUCGAUCUUACGAUCUUACCACUCCUAACGUCGGUUCAAUUUCUAUCACAAAUGGCCAAAUCGGACCUGGGCAAUGCAGAAGUUGCCGGCCUCAGCGAUGAAAUGAAUUUAAACGCUAAGCAAUAUUCGGAUCUCGCCAUCAUGGUCCUUGUCGGAUACAUUGUUUUUCAAAUUCCUGGGACGAUGUUGAUAAAGAAGUUUGGUCCGUCAUAUCAGCGACGUUUAACAUGGCUUCAGUUCGGUAGUGCUGUGAUCGCAUGGGGUGUGUUCACAACGUGUCUAGUAGCAGCCAAAACCGCGGGUGCUCUUAUGGCUUUACGGUUCUUGGUUGGUAGCGCGGAAGCCUUCAUUCAGGGAACACUAAUCUACUUAUCCUUUUGGUACCGAUACAACGAGCUUGCUACUCGUGGGGCGGUAUUUGAUGGGUGUUCGGCCUUGGCAGGCGCGUUCAACGGCAUCAUCGGCCAUCAAAUCCAGGUCAAUCUUGAAGGAAAGAACGGUUGGCGAGCCUGGCGCUGGAUCUUCCUCAUCGAGGGUGUUAUACCCAUAGGCUGGGGCUUUGUCGUUAUCGCCCUACUGCCCGGUACGCCUGAAACUGUACGCUGGAUUUUCAGUCACAAGGAGAAGGAGAUCGUCAUACAACGGAGCCGAGCCAGCCACAAUACAGGAUCGUCAAAGAUCAAAGUGAAGGCCGUGCUCGAAGUCCUCCUCCAUCCUCUUUUCUGGCUCCUGACCCUCAUGAACUGCUGCGUCCACAUCACCACCUCCAGCCUCAGCAACUUUCUCCCUCCCAUUCUCGACGGUCUCGGCUGGAAAGACGAACAAGCCCAGCUCAUGUCCUCCAUCGUCUACGCCUGCGCCUUCGUUAACAUCAUCCUCUGCGCCCAAAUUGCCGACCGCACCGGCCGACGCGGCCUCCUCGUCGUCGUGAACUGCGCCGUCAGCCUCGUAGGCUUCGCCAUGCUGCUCGCUUCAACCAACGCGAGUGUGCGCUUCGCGGGGACAUGCUUACUCACCGCUGCCUUAUACCCUUGCCUGAUGCUCGUCGUGGUCUGGCUAGCGAUGAACUUCCCUGGUUACAGUUACAGGACAAGUUGUAUUGCGCUCACGAACAUUUGCGCGCAGGCGUUCAGCAUCAUUGGGAACAAGAUUUAUGUUGAUCCGCCAUAUUAUCGGGAGGGUCUGACUGUGAGUGCGUGCAUGGCUGGAGUGGCAGGUGUGACGGCGGCUAUCACGCUUUGGUGGAUUGGAAGGUUGAACGCUAAAAAGGAGAGUGGGAAGUUUGCGGCGGAGUAUGGCGCUCUUGCAGAGCAGUCUAUCGACGACUUGGGCAAUGCGCACCCUGAUUUUAGGUACACAUACUGA